Messenger RNA from Etheostoma spectabile (orangethroat darter), 3334 nucleotides. Its product is annotated as E3 ubiquitin-protein ligase COP1. The transcript is spliced from 16 exons. The coding region runs from base 381 to 2255 and encodes 624 amino acids. Gene Ontology annotation, molecular function: ubiquitin protein ligase activity; protein binding. The record is from RefSeq and is a predicted model, not a curated record. Gene Ontology annotation, biological process: proteasome-mediated ubiquitin-dependent protein catabolic process. Lineage: Eukaryota; Metazoa; Chordata; Actinopteri; Perciformes; Percidae.
CCGGCAGCACACUGGGUACCUGGGUAAUCGAGGAAACUCAAGCGAUUCCUCCCCGUAGCUAACAGUAGCUAGCCGGCUAAUCUCCUGGACAACGCAGUUGUGGUUCUUUUAUUGGCCGUUUCACUGUCCAUGUCUUUUUUCCUUUAUAGUACAGCAAUUUUGUAGUACGCCGUCAGUGACAAAAGUGAGGCAGACAUCGACGGACAAGUUUAAAUACGCUGGAUGUUUGGCCACUGGUGCUUUCUUCCAGGAUGCUAGCAUAUAAGCAAGCCAGCUAGCUAGCUAGCUAGCCAACCAGCUAAAGUAGCCAAGUAGCAGCACUGGCCGGAUGCUUUGAACAGCAACGCAGCGGAUUUUGGGGAGUUUCUAGUCGGCCUUACAUGAUGUCAAACAACCGGCAACAGCAAAGCCCUGGUGGGGCAAGUUCCGUGCCCAGCACGAGUAGCAGCAGCACAGGAGGCACUGGGAACACAAACGGUAGCGUCGGGAGCAACGUCGUCACAAGUAACCUUAAUGGUAACAAUUCUGGAAAUGUUGUGCCCUCCCGGACCUUGGCAGCAGCCAGCGAGGGCGUCUUGUCGGUGCCAACGUUAGCCGCCGUACCCUCGUCCCGGGGCGGGUUUGCUUCUCUGAGCAGACCCUCUGGGUCUUCAGGCAGCAGAAAGAAGUCCCUCCAUCAAGCACCUCUUUACAACGGCCUCUUGAAUUCAUACGAAGAUAAAAGCAACGAUUUUGUGUGUCCCAUUUGCUUCGAGAUGAUAGAAGAAGCACACAUGACAAAGUGUGGGCACAGUUUUUGUGAAAAACCGCCAGAGUUGGAGGACAGAAACGGUGCCCCAAGAGCUGUACACAUGAUUAUGAAAUCAUUAAAUUGUCAAUUGGCUACAACUGGACCCACACAUCACAGCUUGAGGGGCAAAACAUGUUAUUUCUGUGUACUUUUCCAGGAAAUGAGCGGGCUGUACUGUCCAAUGAUGGAGUUAGAGUGUACAGUGCCUAACGUUGAGGCUCCCUCACCAGCACCCAGUAGUAUUAUUGACCCACCAGACUACAGCCACCCUCCAGGAUUCGGUGGAACUACCCAGGCCAAAAGACAGACCUGGUACAACAGCACCCUGGCAUCAAGGAGGAAGAGGCUUACGGCUCACUUUGAAGAUCUGGAGCAGUGCUACUUCUCCAACAAAAUGUCCCGCAUCACAGAUGAAGGCAGGAACCUGAACCAGCUGGAUGAUUUUAUGGAGUGUCUGUCUAAGUUUACCCGCUACAACUCUGUGCGGCCGCUCGCCACUCUCUCCUACGCCAGUGACCUCUAUAAUGGCUCCAGUAUUGUCUCCAGUAUUGAGUUCGACCGUGACUGUGACUACUUUGCCAUCGCCGGUGUGACCAAAAAGAUCAAGGUGUUUGAGUAUGGCACAGUGAUCCAGGAUGCAGUGGACAUCCACUACCCUGUCAAUGAAAUGACUUGCAAUUCCAAAAUCAGCUGUAUCAGCUGGAGUAGCUAUCACAAAAACCUUCUGGCCAGCAGUGACUAUGAGGGUACUGUCAUUCUGUGGGAUGGAUUCACCGGCCAGAGGUCCAAAGUCUACCAGGAACAUGAAAAAAGGUGUUGGAGUGUUGACUUUAACCUGAUGGACCCCAAGCUGUUAGCCUCCGGUUCUGAUGACGCUAAAGUGAAGUUAUGGUCAACCAAUCUUGACAACUCAGUAGCCAGCAUUGAGGCCAAGGCCAAUGUCUGCUGUGUGAAAUUCAGUCCAACCUCAAGGUAUCAUCUGGCCUUUGGCUGUGCAGAUCACUGUGUCCACUAUUAUGAUCUACGCAACACUAAGCAGCCAAUCAUGGUAUUCAAAGGCCACAGGAAGGCUGUGUCUUACGCAAAGUUUGUCAACGGAGAGGAAAUUGUUUCUGCUUCGACAGACAGUCAGCUGAAGCUGUGGAAUGUAAACAAGCCUCACUGUCUGCGCUCCUUUAAGGGUCACAUCAACGAGAAGAACUUUGUAGGCCUGGCCUCCAAUGGAGACUAUGUUGCCUGUGGCAGUGAAAACAACUCCCUGUACCUAUACUACAAAGGACUUUCCAAGACGCUGUUGACAUUUAAGUUUGACACCGUUAAGAGUGUGCUGGACAAAGACAAGAAGGAGGACGACACCAAUGAGUUUGUCAGCGCCGUCUGCUGGAGAGCCAUGCCGGAUGGAGAGUCAAAUGUACUGAUCGCUGCAAACAGCCAAGGAACGAUCAAGGUCCUUGAGCUUGUCUGAAGGGCUACUAUGUCUUCAGUGUGUGUGAUAGAACUACCAUCAGCAUUUUUGUUUGGUGGAGGAUCAGUCGGAUUCAGGGAGAGCCCAGGUUGCCUGCUGAACUAGGAUACCCAACAGCACCGGGAGAGCUGAAAUAAACUGAACCCGUCGUAUUUUAAUGAGCUACAGAAGAAAGACUUUGGACCAGUAUAGCAGACGAAGAUGUGCUGUCAUUUUACAGCAAAACAAAAACCAGGAUCUAGCUUGGGUCACAAAUGGAACAAGAGACUUCAGAAAGCAUUUGGUUUCUUUUCAGUAAAGUUAUAUCUGCUACAAUAGAAUGCCUCUUUAUGGUUUUAGGUCAGAUCAAAACUUGUACCUUUUUUAAUGAAGCUGUCACUCUCAAGGGUACAUCCAGCCAAACGCUAAAAGUGUGAUGCAUUUUCCUUUUUUAAAGGCCAAAGCACAAGACGAAAUGACCUGCAAAAAUUAUGUCUUUACAUGGAGCUUUUACCCCCCCCCCCCCCCCCCAUUGUUUGUCAACCACCUUAUUUUCCCUCUUUAUGUGUAGUUUUUGUUUUUUUCCAAUUGGGAGAAGCAUGUUUUUAAUAAAUAUGACUUGAGUUUCAUUCUGUCAAGCGUAUCGUCAGUUUCUUUUCUGGCUGAGGAGUGUAGAAUGUGGAGUAGUGUACAAAAGGACGACCAAUGGAUUAUGGAAAUGUUAAAUAACUCCUGAUGUUUCUGUUACUGUCAAAACAAAAUGACAGGACAUGUUAUGUCUGUGAUUACAGCGAUUCUCAUGUAAUUUAAGGCAUUGAUCUGCAAUGUUACAUCAAACUGGAUUUUUUUUUUUUUUUUUUUUUCUUUCACAAUAUGUAAGCAGUUUGUUGCUUGUUCAGAAAUGAGAAUAUCCAGAAUCAGUUGUAGGUCUUUAUACAUACUGUCAGUCAAAACGUCUGCCUUCUGUGGAUAGCUGAUCCAUGUGGACAACAUUGGCAUCAAGAGGAUUUGGUAAACACCAAGAUAUACCUAUUUUAUGAUAACUUGAGUGGGAGGUGUUUUGUAUUUGUAUAACUGAAUAAAUUAUUUGGAAACAAAUG